Molecule: messenger RNA, 3363 nt
Organism: Porites lobata
Lineage: Eukaryota; Metazoa; Cnidaria; Anthozoa; Scleractinia; Poritidae
Source: the annotation of a GenBank genome assembly
UCUCAAACAAAAGAAAUAAAUAUUCGACAGCAGACUCCGCAUCAAAGUUGAGGAAACGUUUGGAAGCUUUUGGAGGUAAUUGUUGCUCUGACUUGUUAUUAAUAGCGUAAACUAUAGCUUUGAUUGCCAAACUUAAAUAAGUUAGUAAAAACAUCUGUGAUUCGAUGCUACAAGAUCUUCGACUUAGCAAACUUAAAUGCGUGACCCCUAUUUUACACACGAAAAUUGCUGUAGGUCAGCAAUUUUGAGCAUGUUGGCCCUCGCCCCCUACAUUUCCGAGAAAUAUUUGUACGUUUUCGGGGUCUUGAGUCUUAACAGGAUGUCUUUUUGGUCCGGAAGCCUUAAAAAAGUAUAAAGGUAUAAAGGUUACCGGUCCACGUUUAUAUUUUUCUAAUUCCAUGAUAACAGUUUUUUUUAAUGCUUAACGCUGUAUGUGAAACAAAAAUUAAAUAGGGUCAUUAAAUGAGGUCUUCUGUCUUAAACAUGGUAGCGAUAUGAACGAUUUUAGUCUUUAGCAUGAUCCAUUAUCAGGGUUUGAAGGUCUUGGGAGCAUACCUCUACCCAAACUUCCCUUCAGUGUCCCCACCCCUGCCCCACCUCUACUGGGCAUUUUCCAUCUCUGGGACCGGAGCAGGGUGGCUACUGUAGUGUUUUCGUCAUCGCCACUACUUACUAUGCAGGUGUACAGAGGAACCUUUAUAUAAUGAAGAGCCAAGGGAGUGACAAAAUAUGUUCACUGUACCAAGGUUUAGUUAUAUUGAGGUCCUUUUCCUUAAAUUUUGCUCUUACCAGGGUGAAAAAUACAGUCCUUGUAAAUAGAGGCUUGUUAUAUAAAGGUUCCACAGCUGUACCUGUGCAUUAAUAUAUGGGGGGAAGGGGGCACACUCAGCUAUAUAUUUUUCUUGGAUCAAACUGUAAAAUUGGCAUGAGUUCCACUGAGUAAGUAUUAAUACAAUAUUAUUACCAACUGAAAUGUCUUUAUUUUCUGUAGAAAUAACAAGAAACAUUUAACAAUGGGUGCUGUUUUGGGAUCAGCUAUGAAGAAUACAAUGGAUGAAAAUUUCAAGAAGAAUCAAGAGUUUAUGUUGCAAACUCAAAAAUUGCAGGUUCAAAGUCUAUAAUUCAAUAAUAUAUAUAUAUAUAUAAUUUUAUAAAAUGAAAUCACAAUAAAUUUGAAAUUAACCAAUUUGAGUGUAGCAUGCAGUACGGGGGAAAGGUGCGGCUACAUGUAGGCUAAUUUGAGUGCAAUUGACAGCCUCUGUGCUACACUUUUUCUUUGAUGGGAAAUUGGCUAUACUUUUGCAAGGUUUUAUUUUAUUUUUAAAAUAAUUUGUAAUCAUUGAUCAUUAUUUGAGUUGAUCUGUUUAGCCUUUACCUGUGUUAAAAGCUUUGUGUAUCUUCUCUUAGUUAGGAAGACAACUUCAAAUGCAGAAUGCCAUGAGGGAACAGCAAAUGUCUAUGCAGCUGGCAGGAGCAAGAGAGAUGUUUUAUUGGCUGGCUUCAUUCUAUGGAGUUGCUACACUAGGCAUGCUUGCUGGGUAUGUAGACUUAACCUCCAAAUCAAAUGCAUUUUUCUAAAGUGGUAGGCUGAAUAGAUUAUUAUUCAUUCAAAAUAUUUCGUCAUUGCUGAUUGGUUCCAAUCCCCUGGCUAAUUCUUCAUAACCAAUUGGUGCAUACCAUAUUUGAAAGAUGAGAGCAAUAUACCAUCGAUUCGAUGGCAUAUUUGGUUAGAAACAAGGCUGCUUGGGCAAAAGUCAACUAAAAAAAUGGCGUUCAUGGCUAUUCGAAGACGAAAUAGCUGAACUUCUGACUUAAAUUGAAUGGGAGAAAUGCAAAAAUAUGCAAAACAUAUUUCUCAAUGGAUUUUAUACCUGCACGAUGAAACAUCCGUUUAUAUCCUAAAACCGUGCCGAGAAAUAGGCCAAAGUUUUGAAGAAAGUCUCAAGGGGGUAAGCUUGUUGAGAACUUAGAAACAUUUUGAAUGAAUAAUAAAACAAUUACUGAAUUUGGCUGUCAUACGAUGUGAAGAAUUAUGCAGAUCUCGGAGGAUGAUAUUUACCUCACCCUUCAGCCUCGGUGGAUAAUUCGUACUCAGCCUCAUUCAAUAAUGUUUUGUAAAUUGUCACAACCAUGGCUAUCACUAUGCUGACCCUUAUUCUAUGAAUCUGGUUCUAUAGUACUGUUGAUAAAACUUACGGUAUAAUAGUAAUAAUGUUUUCAAUUUUGUGAUAUCUUGACUACUGCCAAUCAAAAUUCAUUACCUUUCAUAUGAUUUGUUUCUAGAUUUAAGAAGUCUAAAAAUCCAGCCGUAUUAGUUCCUUUUUUGCCUUUUACCUUUAUUGUGGCUUAUCAAGCAGAUUUUUGUUAUGGAACUAAAAUGAGCAGGAUAAGGGGUAAGAAUCAGUAAUAAUAAACUGUGCAAAGAAAAUAAUAAUCUGUUACAAGGUUUAAAUAAAUAAGAUUACAGAUGUACUCGCCUCUGAACUAUGUGGAAUUGCAGACUUAGUGCACAGGAAGCCCAAGGGUUCUAUGUGAAGAGCUUCAAAUGGAACUAAACUUUGUUUGAAAUAUUUCAAAAUACAUGCUAGAUAUUUCUACCUUAUGAAACAAACAAACAAAACUUCACCUGUGCUGCCUGUGCUCUUUAUAACACAGAGUAAAAGCAGGCUGGCAAAACCCCUGUAUAACAAACCACAAUUCUUCACCAUAGCUGAUUAUGAUUGUAUAUUCAGUAUGGGAUAGGAGUCAUUAUCAUGGGGUCCUGUGCCAUAACAUGCGAGCAGAGGCUACUUUGUCACCAUAUUGUCUUCACUUUCAAGAACACAUUGCAAAAACGUAGCCCCUGCUUGCGGAUCAAAUAUCGCCUUUCCUGCCAUUAUAAGGAGCUAUUUCUUAGUCCCUCAGUGUGUACGUUAGAAUAGGUUUCAUGUACAUGCACUUGGUCUGAGUAAAAUAAUAGAGUGUUAAUGGUCUAUGUUUAAUUGCAGAUGAAGCUGAAAAAAUCAUGCAAGAGGAACGCGCUCUUCUGGAACUUCCUAAUGGAAUGCCAAGCUUUCAAUCCAUCGAGGAGGCACGAUUGAAGGCAGAGGCCAGGAGCUCUUAAAAAAUAAUGUGACAUUUCACUCUGUGAAACUGCUAUACACUAAACGCAUAAUCAGUUUAUUAAUGAACAUAUACUCUCUCUGUUACUGAGCACGCAUGCGCAUACUCGUGGUCGGUAAAAACGCCUCAUCCCCCAAAUAAUGUGCACCCUUACGCUUGCUAAUUACAUGUAAUUGCACAAUGCAGCGUGUUUAAGUUCACGCUGUUCUGGGUUCAGGGCCGUUCCGUUCCUAUAUUAGCAUUCCAAUACGUGUACAUAAG